AUGGAACCUUCAUCAUAUAUUAAAAAAAAUGAUAAAAUAGUUUUAAUGUGCAACUAUGGUUUUAGGGACAUGACAAUUAAUUUAUUAAAUUGUUUCGAAAAAUUAAAUAUAUCAAGAGAUAGAUUUUUAUUAUAUGCAAUCGAUGACAAAUCCCAUCAAUUUUUCAAGAGCAAAGGUAUUGAAAGUAUCAGAUUUUCAAGAGAUGAAACAAAUAAGAAAAUAAACACAGAAUUUUUUGAUAACGAAGGUGUUUAUGGGGAAGAAGCAGAAUCAUAUGGCAAUAUUGGAUUUAGAGCAAUUUGUAAUGAAAAACCAUUAGUUGUUUUAGAAGUUUUAAAACAAGGUUACAAUGUAUUGUGGACAGAUACCGAUAUAGUUUGGCAAAAAGAUCCAUUUAUUCACUUUUAUAACGAAAUUAAUAAGAGCAACGGUUUCGAAAAUAAUGAUGAUAUCGAUCUUUAUGUCCAGCAAGAUGAUGAUGAUAUUUGCGCAGGUUUCUAUUUCAUCAGAUCAAAUCCCAAAACAAUCAAAUACAUUCAUGACACUAUAGCAUUUUUAAAUCCAAUGAUUGACGACCAAAUUGCUAUGCGAUUAUUUUUAAAAAGUCAAGGUGUUAAUAUCCUAUCAAAAGAAAUUCUAUUAAAAAAUCAAAAUAGUGAUAAAAUUAAAUAUGUAUUAUUAGAUAGAAAAUUAUUUCCAAAUGGUACAGCUUAUUUUAAUUUAAAACUUACACAAAGAGCAAAUAUUACACCAUACAUUGUUCAUAAUAAUUGUAUCAUUGGUCAUAGAAGUAAAAAAGAAAGAUUUAUAGAAUAUGGUCUUUGGAGUGUUGAUGAAAAGAGUUUAGAUAUUAGCAAUAAUGAUAAUAUUUCAAAUAAUGAAAAAACUUUAAUAUCACCCAAACAUAUUCUAAAGGCUCAUACAGAUAUUAUUACAAGUAUCUCUUCAUCAAACAAUCAACUAUAUACAACUUCUAUGGACAAAUCAAUUAAAAUCUGGGAGAUAAAUGGUAAUACACAAUUGUUUAAAGUUUUAAAAUCAAAAUAUAUUCAUAGAAGAGGUGCAAUUUGGAGCACUUUUAUAGAUGACAUUAAGGAAACUAUUUUAACAGCUUCACAUGAUAAAACUGUUCAAAUUUGGAAUAAAAACUUUGAAUCCAUCAAUACAUUUUCAGGUCAUACCGGUAUAAUCAAUCAAAUGGUAGUUAUUCCAAACUCUGAUUAUAUAUUGACAUGCUCUGAUGAUUCUACAAUUAGGUUGUUUAGCACUCAAGAUUCUAGCUAUAAAAGGGUAUAUUUGGGUCAUAGUAGUUGGGUUUCAUCGAUAGCCUUUAAUAAUAAUAUAAUUUAUUCAUGUUCCAAUGAUGAAACCAUUAGACUUUGGGAUUUUAAGACUGGUAGAUGUUUAAAUAUUAUUAAACCAUACCAAGGAUGGAUUAGAAAAAUAAUUUUAAAUUUAAAUAACUUGAUAAGUGCAGGUAAUGAUGGAACAAUAAAAAUUUGGCAAUGUAAUGAGCAAGGUUAUAUUAUUAACGAAGAACAAUUUAAAGAAAUCUAUACAAAUGGAAAUUCUUCAAUUAAUGACAUGGUAGUUCAUGAAAAUAUUCUAUACUGUGCCUUUGAUAAUGGUUCUUUGAAAUCAUACAAUUUAACAACAUUGCAAUUAGAAAAAGACUAUCUUGGCCAUAAACCAUCCUCUAUUAAUUGCAUCCAUGUUUCCAAAUCUUUAAAUCUAUUAUUUACUGGUGGUUUCGAUAGACAAAUAAAAUCGUGGGAAUUAUAA
Dictyostelium purpureum is the source of this 1782-nucleotide messenger RNA. RefSeq lists its product as uncharacterized. The record is from RefSeq and is a predicted model, not a curated record. Gene Ontology annotation, biological process: transcription initiation at RNA polymerase II promoter. Gene Ontology annotation, molecular function: protein binding; RNA polymerase II general transcription initiation factor activity. Gene Ontology annotation, cellular component: transcription factor TFIID complex. NCBI's taxonomy places the organism in Eukaryota, Evosea, Eumycetozoa, Dictyosteliales, Dictyosteliaceae. The transcript has 4 exons. The coding region runs from base 1 to 1782 and encodes 593 amino acids.